This is a messenger RNA of Quercus robur (English oak), 393 nucleotides long. Its product is annotated as methyl-CpG-binding domain-containing protein 9-like. Bases 1 to 393 code for a protein of 130 amino acids. The record is from RefSeq and is a predicted model, not a curated record. NCBI's taxonomy places the organism in Eukaryota, Viridiplantae, Streptophyta, Magnoliopsida, Fagales, Fagaceae. The transcript has 2 exons.
AUGGAACUCGGAGCCAAGACUCGAAUGAUGGAACUCACCGAUUCAAGCGACGAACUCAGUAGAGUUAGGGACGAGUCUAGGCAUUUGGCGAAGGAGACUCGCUCCGGUAUCAGAACCAGACUCGGCCUCGGAAUCGAUCUCAAUGAGAUCCCCUCACCUUCGCUCCACGAAACCCUACCCAAUUCAUUCGAAGUUGUCCGAAACUUCCACGACAAACCUCCGUUGCCGCUAGGAGGCCCUACGGAACUCCCUAGUGCAGAGAACGACGUCGGCGCCGGCAAUAUCAACCACGCGCGCUGCUCCUCUGGUGCUUGUGGUGCGUGCGGCAAUGGCUGCGAGCGCGGCUUCCACAUUGACUACGCCGGAGCGAGAGAGAAAGAGAGAGAAGUUUAA